GCUUUAGAAGAAGUAGAAGGAGAUGUGACUGAACUGGAGCUGAAGCUUGACAAGCUGGUGAAGCUUUGUAUUGCAAUGAUUGAUACUGGGAAAGCGUUCUGUACAGCCAACAAGCAGUUCAUGAAUGGAAUUCGAGACCUUGCACAAUAUUCCUGUAAAGAUGUGUUGGUUGAGACCAGCUUGACAAAGUUCUCUGACACCUUACAGGAAAUGAUCAAUUAUCACAAUAUCCUAUUUGACCAAACCCAAAGAUCAAUUAAAGCACAGCUUCAGACUUUUGUUAAAGAAGAUAUUAGGAAAUUUAAAGAUGCAAAGAAACAGUUUGAAAAAGUUAGUGAAGAAAAAGAGAAUGCUCUGGUGAAAAAUGCCCAAGUUCAAAGAAACAAGCAACAUGAAGUAGAGGAAGCAACCAACAUUUUGACUGCAACACGGAAAUGUUUUCGACACAUAGCUCUGGAUUAUGUUCUUCAGAUCAAUGUUCUUCAGUCUAAAAGGAGAGCAGAAAUCUUAAAAUCGAUGUUAUCGUUUAUGUAUGCCCAUCUGGCUUUUUUCCAUCAAGGCUAUGAUCUUUUUAGUGAACUUGAGCCCUACAUGAAAGAUCUUGGUGCACAGCUGGAUCAGUUGGCUGUAGAUGCUGCAAAGGAGAAGAGAGAUAUGGAGCAAAAGCACUCCACUAUUCAACAAAAGGAUUAUUCCAGCGAUGAUACUAAACUAGAAUAUAAUGUAGAUGCAGCCAAUGGUAUCGUUAUGGAAGGUUAUCUAUUUAAGCGAGCCAGCAAUGCCUUCAAGACUUGGAACAGGCGCUGGUUCUCAAUACAAAAUAACCAACUUGUGUACCAGAAGAAAUUUAAGGAUAAUCCCACAGUAGUUGUUGAAGACUUGCGGCUUUGCACAGUUAAACACUGUGAGGACAUAGAAAGACGUUUCUGUUUUGAGGUGGUUUCUCCAACAAAAAGCUGCAUGCUUCAGGCUGACUCGGAAAAGCUGCGACAGGCUUGGAUUAAGGCUGUUCAGACAAGUAUUGCUACAGCAUAUAGAGAGAAAGGGGAUGAAUCUGAGAAACAGGAAAAGAAAUCGUCCCCUUCUACUGGAAGCCUAGAAUCUGGCAGUGAGACAAAAGAGAAGUUGUUAAAGGGAGAAAGUGCUCUACAGCGAGUUCAGUGUAUUCCCGGCAAUGCUGCCUGCUGUGAUUGUGGUUUGGCAGAUCCUCGCUGGGCCAGUAUCAACCUAGGAAUCACGCUGUGCAUUGAGUGCUCCGGGAUACACAGGAGCUUGGGAGUCCACUUUUCAAAAGUAAGGUCUUUAACGCUGGAUUCAUGGGAACCUGAACUUCUAAAGCUUAUGUGUGAAUUGGGAAAUGAUGUUAUAAAUAGAAUAUAUGAAGCGAAGUUGGAAAAAGUGGGAGUAAAGAAGCCACAGCCUGGAAGCCAAAGGCAAGAAAAGGAGGCAUACAUCAGAGCAAAAUAUGUGGAAAGAAAGUUUGUAGAGAAGCAGCCUGCAUCAGUAUCUCUGCUUGAAUCUGGAACAAAAGUUUUGCCUCAAAGUCAGGCAGAGAAAAGGCACAGUGGCCCUGAAAAAUCCCUUUUGGCAGGGGAGCAAGUACAAAGCAGCGAUAGUGGGAUCCAGCAGAGUGCUGAUGACAGCAGAGAACACCUUGCCUCUACUAUAUCGGUGAACAGUUUGUAUGAACCAGAAGGCGACAAGCAAGAAUCUUCUGUGUUCUGUGACUCCAGACAGCCUAGUCCAGGAUUGCAGCUGUAUCGAGCUGCCUUUGAGAAGAAUCUUCCUGAUAUGGCAGAAGCAUUGGCCCAUGGAGCUGAAGUAAACUGGGUCAACGUAGAAGAAAACAAAGCAACGCCACUCAUUCAGGCAGUGCGAGGGGGUUCGUUGGUUACUUGUGAAUUCUUGCUGCAGAAUGGGGCCAAUGUGAACAUCAGGGACGUGAAAGGAAGAGGACCCCUGCACCAUGCCACGGUUCUAGGACAUACUGGACAAGUGUGUUUAUUCCUAAAACGAGGAGCAAACCAGCAUGCCACUGAUGAAGAUGGGAAAGAUCCAUUGAGUAUAGCAGUAGAAGCUGCAAAUGCAGAUAUUGUAACAUUGUUGCGUUUAGCAAGGAUGAAUGAAGAAAUGCGUGAAUCAGAAGGACUCUACGGACAGCCAGGAGAUGAACUUUAUCAGGACAUUUUUCGUGACUUUUCUCAAAUGGCGUCAAAUAAUCCAGAGAAGCUAAACCGUUUCCAGCAGUCAGAUUCCCGGAAGUCUUAAGUGUCAAGAAGGAAAAAAAACCUGAUCUUUAUAGUGCAAGUCUUUUUUUACUUUAACAGAAUGAAUUAUAUGCAUUUUGUUAGAUAGUUUGGAUAAAAUGACCACUCUGAUGUAGCU
Messenger RNA from Opisthocomus hoazin, 2385 nucleotides. The record is from RefSeq and is a predicted model, not a curated record. NCBI's taxonomy places the organism in Eukaryota, Metazoa, Chordata, Aves, Opisthocomiformes, Opisthocomidae.